Stylophora pistillata is the source of this 3419-nucleotide messenger RNA. RefSeq lists its product as uncharacterized. Gene Ontology annotation, cellular component: mitochondrial outer membrane. Gene Ontology annotation, biological process: mitochondrion localization; mitochondrial fusion. The record is from RefSeq and is a predicted model, not a curated record. Gene Ontology annotation, molecular function: GTPase activity. Lineage: Eukaryota; Metazoa; Cnidaria; Anthozoa; Scleractinia; Pocilloporidae.
AUAAUUCUUCAUUUUCUGGCUGUUCGCACGCAAUAGCUGUUAGCACACAAUAGCUCCCUAAGACACUGGAAUAACUAGUUUCUCAGAAAAAUCACUUAGCUUGAAAUACCUACAAAAACUUUCAUUGCCAAUCCACAGGGUAAAGCCGGAUAAAAUCAGACAGAAAAGCCUUCAUUCAGUGCCAAUCCAAAAAGGAUAGCCGGAUAAAAUCAGAAAAGCCUUUUUUACAAUCCACAAAGUACAGCCGGCUAAAGUUAGAAAAGCCUUCAUUACCACUCCAUAAAGUAGAGCCGGAUAAAAUCAGAAGUCAUUUUCGGUGAGAUCAGUUGCUCAGGCGUUUGGUGUCGUCUUGGUGCUAAAAGAGUGAACUUUAGAGUCGCACCACACUAAGCUUGAAACCUGGAAAACGUCUCCAUAACCAAUCCACAAAAGAGAGCCGGAUAAAAACAGGAAUCAAUCCAUGGCAAUCUCGGGACCAGCUGUAUCGAAGAGCGCAAAGAGUUGGGAAGAGUUUAAGAAAAUUAACAGCGAAUUGGAAAACUAUUUUGAGAGGCUAACGAGAGCAACCGUGAAAGCUGUUGAAAAGAUCUAUGAAGACUACUGCGAGAGAUACAGCGAGUACCUUCCUAAUGGAUCGAUGACAACUCAGCAAGUGCAGGCUGAGUUUAAGGAAAUGGUGGAUGGAUUGAAAGGAGAACUUGAAAAGGCAAUGUCUAAAAACGUAAACAUUGCCUUUGUGGGACGCACAAGUGGUGGCAAGUCUUCCUUGAUAAACGCCUUGCUUCGAGUCAAACGUCUUCCUGUCGAUACUCUUACAGCCACGAUGUGCACCUUUAAAGUCCGCCCUACGCCUGCUAAAGAAUGGAGUGUAAUUGAAAUGAACAGAGGAGAGGAUCUCCUUAACAAAGGGAACCAAGAGGAGGUAGACAAACUUUUAAGUCUUUUUACUGACGAUGACUAUAUUGAAAAAAGGAAGGAGCUCAACAUCACCUUUGAAAGUGUCAUACAAGUGAAUUGGCCUCGCAACCUCUGCAAUCUACCCGAAAAUAUCAUCCUCAUAGAUACACCUGGUAUAGAAGAGAGUGAUGAUUGCGACCAAGUCGUCAUUGAUCUCUGCAAAAAGGCAGAUAUAAUUGUAGCUGUGAUGGAUUUGACGUCACCUUCUUUGAAGAUUACAGGUAUGGUAAACCAGAUGAAAAAUCAGCUCACUCUUGGAGUCUUUACCAAAUGGGAUAUAGCCCUUGAAGAAAAAGUCGAAAAGAGGCGGCAAAAUGUACGGAAUAACUACGAAACGAAAUUUGUGGAUAAGAUGGAACGUAAAAGCAAGGUUUAUUUCGUUGACGGGAAGCAUAUCAUAGACAAAGGAGUACAGGAGACGGUCACGGAAAGGGAAGGAACGGAGGAUUUUCUAAGGUUCGAAAGAGAAUUAGCAGAGAGUGCAAAAACCGUCAAAGCGCAAAAAGGUGUUGCUUUCAUAGAGGAAGCCGAACAGUUCGCUUCAAAAUUCACGAGGUACUUGGAAACUUUUGGAGGCAUGAUCGACAAAACGAAAAGCCACCUUUUCGUGCACCAUCAGAGUCCUAUUCAAGAAAAAAUCAGCACAUUGACGAGUGAACGCAAUUCACUUCAUACUUUGCGUGAAGAAGUACAGAGGCUCGAUGUUCUGAUUAACUCUUAUAUCUCCGAUGGGAAGAUUGAUCAGUUGAUAAAGGAGAUUUGCAACACCAUUGAGGGUUGUAGCUCUGGACCCGAGGAGGACGAAGCUUUCUUUGCAUUUCUUGAGAACGUGAGUCUUGGAAUUGAUCAAUUCCUCAACGAUGAAAGUGAAAGAGUAAACGAAAAGUACAGGAAGUGGAGAGAUGGUGUCAGCUCCAAACAUUUAAGAAAGUCAUUGUCAUCCUAUGCAACUGGACGUCUUCCGCGCACUGGAAAUUACGGCUACAAUGAAAAUUUUGAUCCUUAUUCCUACGUAACGAACAACACAUUCUGGGCGGCCGUAGCCGUUUGUGGAACUGCUUUAGCGAGUACAGCAUUGGUACCAACAGUAGGUGUGGGUGCUGCGACUGCAGUGGCGGUGGAGGGAACAGAAUUAGCUGCCUUAGGAAAAGCAGUUGGUGCAGCAGUUGGUGCAGCAGUUGGUGCAGCAGUUGGAUUUAGAGCCACAAUGACUUUCACAAAAGUUAUGGAAUUUGCUGGAGGAAUUUGUCCCGGGACCGUAGUAAGACGUAUGUUUGGGGCGAGUUCAGACAAGAAAAGAAAAAUCAAAGAGUAUAUUAGGAAAGUUCUAAUUACAUUCAGAGAAAAAUGUGCCGGAGACAAAGGAUCACCACGAAGAGAAAUAGAUGAAAUCUCCGAAACUAUUUCGGAAGAGAUAAAAAUGGAAGAGAUCAAGUUAUCUAAAAUUGCAACUGAGAAAUUAAAUCCACUAAAAGAAUGGUCUGAGAAACUUACUGAGUACAAACAGAGCCUGCAGAAGUUCCGAAGAGAGCUUGACCAACGGAAGCACAGGUGGACAGAAAAAGACACAGUUCCUUCAGAUGACCAGACAGAAAACCAGUCACCCGUUCAAUUAGUUGAGAAAAAGCUCUAAUCAGUGCCAAAUAAGUGUAUCAUUACAGAACAUUGACCAGAUUAAGUUGAAUUAAGGAUUUCCAGGAAAAAUCCAGGUUUCAUAUUGAUGUAGAUAUUUAAUUUUAAUUGAUUUAUUUUACUGCUCCAUCCAUUUGGUACUUUUUACUAGUUUUAGGGUAAUGUGCAGAGGUGCAAUAACAAAUAUUCUGCGGUGCCGCUAAUGAUAGUUCAGCGUAGGUGUGUUUUGCAAAUAAUCAAUCCAUAUAUUCAAGAUUAUUUCACAUUGAUCUCUUUGUGCAUAAUGCCAUAACAAGCAAGUGACUUCUAAGUUGAUUGAAAUGCCUUCCUUUGAGUUACAGUUGCUGUAGUAAAUUUUGACUUUUAAUCGUAUAGGCAUAUGGGCAGCUGGUACUUCAAUUCAAAUCAUUAUUUCUCAUUAUUCACGAAAAAGACAAAGAUGAUUAGCUAAAAAGCAUUAAUGAGCUUCCACAAUGGCCUGUUUGAUUACGCUGAAACAAGUAUUAGGUUCUGCAUUGGUGAUUUGAGUCUGAAGAAGGUAAAAAAUAGACAUGGCAACGAUGUAGUACUAUCGAGACUACAACAACGCCUCCACGGAAUGUUUACUUAGGCCACAUGAAACUCCUUAAAGGGCAAAAGACAAAUCACCUGAUAGGUAAAUUAUGUAUCAUAGCUUAUACAAACAGACAGGGCUACAACAACGCCUCCACGAAAUGUUUACUUAGGCCACAUGAAACUCCUUAAGGGGCAAAAGACAAAUCACCUGAUAGCUUAUACAAACACACAGGGCUACAAGUCUUGACAUAAAAUAAACGUUGUAUGGAAUUACA